CGUUUAGCACAUUCGUCACCGUCCACCGCCCGAGCUGUUCUGUAUUCUGGCCUGCUAUGUCGAGGUUAGGAACUGUUUACUUCAUACUUGUCAAAGCUGCGGGCGUCGAGGGUCGACGUAGGCGAAACAUGAGGGAGAUCUGAGGAAUUGACGGGACGCUCUCGCGGGAAAAAUCAUGUUUUUCCCCGUAGGAUGGCCGCGGGUCCUCAACACCUGCGAGCAAGGCAAGAUAAAUGCAGUGGUGUGCAACCGGGACAAAAUUAUGUUCGCCGUUCUCACCGCGGACGCUCUCGUCAUCUGGUACUGCAAGCCCUGUGUGCCAAUUGUAUUUAGCAGACGGUCCGCGAAUUCUUUGUGGCAACACGGUGAGAACGUCUUGGUGCAAUGGAGACCAGACUCGAGUAUGCUGGUCAUCGCGACGUCGGACAGCUACCUGCUGUUCUACAGGCUGUCGGACAACAGUGCGGAGGGUCGGGGACUUUACGUACAACGAGACUCACCGGUUACCAGCUUGAAGCGGGAUAGUGCGGAAUUAUUUAUCAAAGAAGUCAUUCCAUCCCUCGUCUUGAGUUUCGAAAAGUCGGCUUGGAUCGACGGUGGGAUCAGUUCGUUAGUUUGUAUACGAGACGAGCUUAUGGUAGCGACCAAAACUAGCCAUGUGGUGCGCCACAAAUGGGACGGCACCAUGAAUCGCGACUAUUCGCUGGACCUGAGACGUAUACCGUUCAGUAUUGAUCAGCAAAUUUCUUCGGUGGCCGUGCCACUUACGGAGAACAACAUUUAUGUUACCGAUAUCGAGUAUUCGCCUCUCGUCGGAGGUUUCGCUAUUGUGCUAAAUAAUGGCAAGGCUGCAUUUCUCACUGCUCAAUCUUUGAAAUUCGAUCCUAAUCAAGUGCAGGGAAUCUGGGCUCAGGAUUUGGACGACGCUACUUGCGCCGCUGUUAAUCAUAAAUAUCGGCUGAUUGCCAUUGGCAGGCAAAACUCGGAAGGCGUCGUAUAUUAUGUCGAUGAAACAACUGGCAGUUUGGAGAUGUCGCACACCCUGAGUCUAUCCUCCAAGGAUUACCCAGGUCGACCGGGCAGCGUCAAGUGUCUCAGAUGGACGCCCGACAGUUGUGCGAUCGCUCUGGCUUGGGAAGGCGGCGGCUUAGCGCUGUGGAGCACCUUCGGCGCCCUGUUGCUCUGUAGCUUGAAAUGGGACUACGGCCUACGCGUGGAUCUGACGCACGAUAAUCCUCUGCACAUCCAUACGAUGGAAUGGUCCGCCGAAGGCUAUCAGUUGUGGAUGCUGCGAGAAUCCCCGGAAUCUCCCGUUACCAACGAAAACGGCAACAUGGCGACCAAUUCAAGCCGCUCUCUAAUUCAAUUGGACUUUGCUAAAAGCCCCCUGACUAUCAACCCGUGCAUGGGCCAUCACGGGCACCUGUAUCUUCAGGGCGAGGACAGGCUGUAUUUAAAUUUAGGCGCCGGAUUAUCCUCGACCGCUUCGGGCUUCCAUCUUGCCGCCGAAAUGCCCAACGACAGUAUGCUCCAGACACUCGCCGGCUGCAAACAGUGGCUCGUUGUGCCUAUACCGUCUGAGUACAGUGGCUCUAAUUGGCCGAUUCGGUACACCGCGAUAGACAGCGAAGGUUUGAGUCUUGCAGUGGCCGGUCGAACGGGAUUAGCACAUUAUUCCCUACCCUCGAGAAAGUGGAAGUUGUUCGGUAACGAGAGCCAAGAGCGGGACUUCAUAGUGACUGGCGGACUGCUGUGGCAUAAAGGAUAUCUCAUAGCCAGCAGUUAUUCCAUAUUGGACGAUAAGGACGAGAUUAGAAUUUACCCGCGCGACACGCGGCUCGAUAAUAAUUAUGUCAAGAGCGUCAAGAUGCCCUCGCAGGUGCUGCUGUUGAACACGACCAAAGACAGACUUUUGACUUUCUGUGCCAAUGCUCAAAUUAGCAUCUACGAUAUGAUGUUGCAAAAUGACUUGGAAGCCGGCGGCAUCGAGCUAACGAGAAUACAAACGGUGGAUAUCAGCGGACUGUGCGUACAUCCCGCUUGCGUGGUGAGCGCCACGCUGACGUCGAUUCGCGCGGAGACCGCCGGCAGUCAUCCUCAUCCUGAGAGUCUCCUGCUGAACGUCUCCGGGCGUCUUCUCAUGGUACAACGUGAGCACUCUCCCGACACUUCGGAGGUACUCUUCACGUGCGGCGCGCCGACGGUGUUAGCGUCCUACGUCGAGAACGUUUGGGUGCCGUCGCGCUCGAGGAGGGACAAGCCGCAUUUGACCGAGGCUCUCUGGCUGUUCUGCGGGGCUCACGGCAUGCGAGUUUGGUUGCCGCUAUUCCGUAAUCAUCAGGAGAAGGCGCAUGCCUUCAUGAGCAAGCGGAUAAUGCUACCGUUUCACUUGCGCAUUUACCCACUGGCGAUACUCUUCGAAGACGCGAUUCUACUGGGAGCCGAGAACGACACGGUGCUGUUCACAUCGGAUACCAACUCGCCCUUUUCACUGCCCUUCAAUUUAUUGGAGCUUACGAGUCAGGUAUAUCUGCAUCAGAUUCUACGUCAAUUGAUACACAGGAACUUGGGCUAUCACGCGUGGGAAAUAGCGCGUUCGUGCUCGGCAUUGCCGUACUUCCCGCAUUCGUUGGAACUGUUGCUUCACGAGGUCCUCGAGGAGGAAGCGACGAGCAAGGACCCAAUUCCGGAUGCUCAGUUACCGUCCGUCGUGGAGUUUAUCCGCGAGUUUCCCGGUGUUUGGGCCAGAGCCGUCGUGCAAUGCGCUCGCAAGACCGAGAUCGCGCUCUGGCCGUAUCUGUUCUCCGUCGCCGGUCCGCCGAAGAAGCUACUGCAAGAUUGUCUGCAGCGUCAGCAACUCGACACCGCCGCCAGUUAUCUAAUUAUUCUACAGAAUUUAGAGCCAUCCUCCGUCAGCCGGCAGCACGCUACGUUAUUGUUGGACGCCGCGCUAGAGCAAGGUCGAUGGGAGCUGUCGAGGGAUCUCGUGAGAUUCCUUAGAGCAAUCGAUCCAAAUGACGUGGAGUCACCACGUACGUCGUGGAGUGGCAGUGCGAAAUUGGUGGGCCCUCCCCAGACACCUCCUCUUUCUCCGCACGAGGACGAUCUGGCCUUGGUCUUGGGCACUAUGCAAGUUUCGAGGAGCCGCAGUUACAGCACCACGAUUACGCCCAAAGUGCAAUCCGAGAAAGAUGUCGCGCCGUCCUCCAUGCUCGAGAAAACCCGAAACGUUGUUAUGAGGCGAAAGAAGUCGGUUCCGACAGUAAAAACUAGCGAGAAAACUGAAAACAAGGAAGGAUCGGCGGAGGAGUUCUUCAUCGACGUCAUUUUGCAACGUCACGCCCGGCGGCUGCUCUCGGCUCGCCGCUUGACCGACUUGGGUAGAUUCGCGGCCCGUCUUGAUUUUCAUUUAGUGACAUGGUUCGCCCGAGAGCGCGACAGAGCAGCAAAAAUCGACGAUUACGUGGGCACGUUGAAGGCAGUCCACGAGGACUUUGUGUUUCCAUACCCGACGCUUUCGUUGCCAACGCUGCAGAGAUUUCGAAGAUCUAGCCUGACCUCGCUACACUCGAUAAUAUCCGACGACGAGACCCUGUCGCCGAACUUUGUUGUUGACGUACCUGACAGUGGUUACACUAGUCUUCCAAGCGGUAGGCCACCGUAUACAUCGCUGGUCUCCCCCGUCGCCAGCUUAGAGACGCAAUUUCCAACCGCGGAAGCCAAAUUAACGCCGAAUCUGAUAAAUGAUGCCAACAGUGUUCUUAGUGAUACUAGUACAAUAUGGCGAGACGAUGCAGAAUCCAUGGUUGGCUCCGUAUGCUGGGUCUCCCCGGAGUCGGUGAGUGCUACAGAAGUCAAUCCAGCCUCAUUGACUUCCGCACCUAUCGGUCGGGCGGAAGUGCAGCUCAGGUAUUUACUGCAGCUGUUUCUUGAAGGUAGUUGUCUAGGAUGGGCUGCGGUAGUAGCUACCGUCCUUCGAGACGCGGCGGCCAUGGCUAGAACUGUCAGAACGGCACAUGCACCGAUGCAAACUUUCGACUCUAUAAUCAAUCUAAGAGAUGGAUUGCUUACAUUGACCAAGUGGUCUCAUUCAGAAUGUUUGGGAUACCGUCCUUUCAUGUCCAACAUCCAAAGCCAGAUAUCGUUGUUGAAUCGACUGGUGAUAAUCAAGCAACAGCAGGAACAGGAACAGAUACCGGAAAGCCCCUCGCCGAGUCCGGCUCCGUCCGCCGGCAGCAAUCAGCGCGGCACUCUCUCCCGCUCGAGGCACUCUUCGAUCAGUCACGCCUCCAACACGGCUCCGCUCGAAGAGGAACGCUCGCACGAAUCACUCUUGGCCGCCGAGGAGUCGGUAUUUCACGGAAGUUACAAUAAUAAUCUCAACGUCACGGAGGACACGUCGCCGCAGAGCGCUUGCACGAUCUCUUAAGGGUGCUUCACGAGAGAACUUCGAAAGCUAAGGCUGUCCACUUCACCGUGUAUUUCACAUACCAAAUGGAUUGUUUUUAUUUAAGACCAAGCAAGACGAAAGAUAUUACUCGAUUAUGUUUCACGCAGAGUAAGAGAGUAUUCCGUAUACUAUAUAAUUAUUACUUCAAAGAGAUCUUAUUUUUAAGGCCGUUGAUUAUAAGGCCUUGAUUUUGUCCUGAUAUUAAGGAUAAUUUUUAUAAUGCGACAAUAUUCUGCAAAACUAAUACGAACAUCCUACAUUUCUAAUGCAGGUUGUUCCAGAAGUCCAUAUAAUUCGAAGAAAUCCUGAAGAUUUGUACAUAACGUUUUCGAACAUCUUUUUAUUAACUUUACAUCGAAGACUUUGAAUUGUACAGGGUGAAAUAUGUAAAGAUGAAUGAUUCACGUGUGUAUAUAAGCACCUACGAUAUUAUUAUUAAAAUAUUCGCCGCGUCGCGCGAGGAAUAAACCUUCGGACGCGAUGUACGAAGUCGCCAAAGCCAAUGGCAGUUGUUAAACGAUUUUACCGCUGUGCAUAAAAGCACGUGCAUGUGAGAGAUACUCAUUCGUUAAUUAUGAGCAAAGGGGAAAUAGCAAUAUAAUGGAGCUAAUGAAUGAACAGCGGUUCAAAGAUAUUAAAUCAAAAUCUUGGCGCAUUAAGAGGUCUGAUAUUAGAAUGAUAAUUAUGUAAUACGCAAAAUGAUGAAAAUUAUUAAUAAGCUAUUUAUACAUAUUGUAACAUAGACGAUCAUACAAGUACAUGUUAUAUUUUCACAUAAAA
Molecule: messenger RNA, 5230 nt
Organism: Wasmannia auropunctata (little fire ant)
Lineage: Eukaryota; Metazoa; Arthropoda; Insecta; Hymenoptera; Formicidae
Gene: Rich
Product: guanine nucleotide exchange factor subunit Rich
Exons: 12
Coding region: 176-4429 (1417 amino acids)
Biological process (GO): intracellular protein transport; retrograde transport, endosome to Golgi
Cellular component (GO): cytosol; Golgi membrane; Ric1-Rgp1 guanyl-nucleotide exchange factor complex
Molecular function (GO): protein binding
Source: RefSeq, a predicted model, not a curated record